Molecule: messenger RNA, 1988 nt
Organism: Daucus carota subsp. sativus
Lineage: Eukaryota; Viridiplantae; Streptophyta; Magnoliopsida; Apiales; Apiaceae
Product: probable polyamine oxidase 5
Exons: 1
Coding region: 146-1738 (530 amino acids)
Molecular function (GO): polyamine oxidase activity
Source: RefSeq, a predicted model, not a curated record
CUCCUUGUUUAGCAACUCUGGAGUUCUCACACCCAAUAUUUAAUACUCCACACUCUCUCAGCUCUCAUCCACUGCACACCACUUAUUUCUUUUUAUAUGCUUGUGAAACUAGCCAGAACAAACAGCCUUGUCAAGCCCUUUAACAAUGGUGGUCAAGAAGCCAAGAAUUGUGAUCAUUGGUGCAGGAAUGGCUGGCCUCACAGCUGCCAACAAGCUUUACACAGCUCAGAAAGAUGGUGAGUCUUUUGAGGUGUGUGUGUUUGAAGGGGGGUCAAGAAUUGGUGGAAGAAUCAACACUUCAGAGUUUGGUGGUGAUAGGAUUGAGCUUGGUGCAACUUGGAUCCAUGGGAUUGGGAACAGCCCAGUUCAUAAAAUUGCUCAGGAGACUGGGUCUUUACAGUCUGAGCAGCCCUGGGAAUGUAUGGAUGGGUUUCUUGAUGACCCUGUUACAGUUGCUGAAGGGGGGUUUGAGGUGAGUCCAUCACUUGUUGAGGUUAUUACAAAUCUGUUCAACUCACUUAUGGACUUUGCUCAGGGUAAGAAUGUUGAGUUUCAAGAAAAUGUUGCAGCCAAAGCUUUCUUGAAUUGUGGGUCUGAAAAACCAAGUCUUGGCUUGUUUUUGAGGAAUGGGCUUGAGGCCUACUGGGAUUCAGUGAAGAAUGGUGAGGAAGAUGUUGGUUGGAGUAGAAAGUUGCUUGAAGAAGCUAUUUUUGCAAUGCAUGAGAAUACUCAGAGGACUUAUACUUCAGCUGGGGAUUUGCUGAAUCUUGAUUAUAAUGCUGAGAGUGAGUACAGGAUGUUUCCUGGUGAGGAAAUCACCAUUGCUAAGGGUUACAUGAGUAUAAUUGAAUCUAUAGCCUCUGUUUUACCGGAUGGUAUGAUUCAAUUAGGCCGAAAAGUCGAAAAGAUUGAGUGGCAGCCCAGCAGUUGUCAUGGCACAACUAGGCCAGUCAAGUUACAUUUUUCUGAUGGAACCUCUUUUUCAGCUGAUCAUGUAAUUGUCACUGUGUCAUUAGGUGUGCUUAAAGCUCGAAUUCGCGAUGAAUCAACUAUGUUCUUACCUCCCCUUCCCAGUUUCAAGAACCAAGCGAUCUCGAAACUAGGAUAUGGAGUUGUUAACAAGUUGUUCUUGCAAGUAAACACAACCCAUGAUCAAGAAACCAAUGAGUCAAGCAAAUUCCCUUUCUUGCAAAUGGCCUUCCAUCAAUCCGAUUCGAAACUAAAAAACCCCAACAUUCCUUGGUGGCUGAGAAGAACGGCUUACAUAAGUCCAAUUUACAAGAAAUCAAGUGUGGUUCUAGCUUGGCUGGCAGGAAAAGAAGCUUCUGCACUUGAGUCCCUUGAUGAUGAGGAGAUCCUCAAUAAGGUUUCGACAACAAUCUCGAGUUUUCUGUCAAGUCCAACCAAAUUAUGCAAUGGGAAUGCAAGUUCUUUAGGCAAUUAUGAUGGAAAAGAAUUGAAAUUUACCAAUGUUUUAAGGACCAAAUGGGGCACUGAUCCAUUGUUCAUGGGCUCAUAUAGUUAUGUAGCAGUUGGUUCAAGUGGAGAAGAUAUAGACAAGCUGGCUGAGCCAUUGCCAGAAAAUGGGUCAGCCUCAGCUCCAGCUCCACUACAAAUCCUAUUUGCAGGGGAAGCAACUCACAGAACUCAUUAUUCAACCACUCAUGGAGCUUAUUUUAGUGGCUUAAGAGAAGCUAAUAGACUUCUCAAAUAUUACAAGUGUAUUAGUGAUCUUUAAGGGGGGCUUUGUUUGUUUUGUUUGCUAAAUAAUUUUUAAAAAAAAAGUAGGCCAGCUUAAUGGGGACACCUGUCUAUCAUCUCCUCUUUAGUAUGAUCAUAUAUCAUUAUAGGAAAGAUUUGUUUAAGUUAUAAUGUUGAUAGAUCUCUGCAUUAUGGGUAUAUUAAGAGGUUGGAGGAAUGAAAGGGAGAGAUGUAGACAUUUUGAGAUGUAUUGAAUGAAAUUAAAGAAGCUUCUUUUACAAUGUUUA